Messenger RNA from Diorhabda carinulata, 6193 nucleotides. RefSeq names its product fatty acid synthase-like. The transcript is spliced from 19 exons. NCBI's taxonomy places the organism in Eukaryota, Metazoa, Arthropoda, Insecta, Coleoptera, Chrysomelidae. Gene Ontology annotation, biological process: fatty acid biosynthetic process. Gene Ontology annotation, molecular function: 3-oxoacyl-[acyl-carrier-protein] synthase activity; fatty acid synthase activity; oxidoreductase activity. The record is from RefSeq and is a predicted model, not a curated record. Bases 80 to 6097 code for a protein of 2005 amino acids.
GAACAAUUGUAUAAAAAGAAUCCAUUUUAGCUCGGUCUAAUCAGUUUUGUCAUGAGAAUUGAAGGUCCACCAAACAAAUAUGGAGAGUCCUAAUGAUAUUGUUAUCACUGGAUUUGCUGGGCGAUAUCCGGAAUGUGACAAUGCUGAAGAAUUUAAAGAAGCUUUAUUAGCUGGGGUUAACUUGAUAACAGAUGAUGAUAGAAGAUUUCCCGUUGGUACACCAAAUAUUCCAAUUCCAAGUGGAAAACUUCGAAAUUUAGAUAAAUUUGACGCUGAAUUUUUUGGUCUCUCUUUUAAACAGUACAAUUAUAUGGAUCCUCGUCACAGAAUUAUAUUAGAGACAACUUUUGAAGCAAUAAUAGAUGCUGGUUAUAAUCCAAGUGAAUUGAGAGGAACAAAUACAGGCGUAUUUGUGGGAAUUUCAAUCAUGCAUCCAGGAUCAACUCCAGAUGAUCCCCAGUUUCCAUUCUAUUUGAUGAUUUCCAUGUACCACUGCCCUAAUACAAUUUCAUACUGUUUUGACUUCAAAGGACCAAGUUUAGCAGUAGAUACAGGUUGCUCUGCGUCCAUGUAUGCUUUCGCGCUUGCUUACGAAAAAUUAAAAUCCGGUGAAAUAGAGCACGCGAUAGUAGGAGGAGCUCAUAUUGCCUUAUCACCUGCUGAAACUAGAGAGUACGCCGUUCAACAAGUUCUCAGCUGGGAAGGAAAGAGUAGAGUUUUCGGUGAGGAGAGAGAUGGAUUCGUUAGAUCAGAAAUAGUAUGUACCUAUCUUCUACAAAAAAGAUGUAAUAGUAGAAGAGUUUAUGCGACCGUAUUAGGGUCCAAGACUAAUGUUGAUGGAUAUAAAAGCCAAGGACCCAGUUUCCCGUCUGGUGAAAUGCAAUGCAGGUUAAUGAAGGAAAUUUAUUUCAAAGCCAAUAUUAAUAUUGACGAUGUUUCUUACGUUGAGAUGCAUGGAACAGGUACCCAGGCUGGGGACCGCGAAGAAGCACGAGCACUUUCUAUAAUGUUCGCGAAAAAGAAGCAGCCUCUUUUAAUUGGAUCUGUAAAAUCUAACAUGGGACAUUGCGAAGCUGGUGCUGGUUUGGCAAACAUGAGUAAAGUUAUGAUAGCCUUCGAAACUGGCGUUAUUCCGAAAAAUAUAAAUUGGGAACCUUUGGAUACGACUAUACCCGGUAUUAAUGAUGGCUCCCUAAAGGUCGUGACAAGUAAUACGGAUUAUCAAAAUGGUUUGGUAGGAAUAAAUUCGUUCGGCUUAUUUGGAGCUAAUGCUCAUACAGUUUUGAAACCAGCACCUCCGAAGAUCAAAACACCUUUCAAAUAUCAACACAGAUUAGUUCAUGUGUCUGGGAGAACUGAAGAAUCGGUUAGCAGUUUUCUGGAUGAACUUCAGAAAUGUCCUCUCGACGAAGAAUGUUUCAGUUUACUAGAUGAAAUUCAUAAAUGUAACAUUGACGGGCAUGAUUACAGGGGCUAUACCGUUCUUGGAAGUAGCAAUGUCAAAGAAAUAGAAAAGUAUUCAUCAGGAAAACGGCCAAUUUGGUUUAUAUACAGCGGUAUGGGUAGUCAGUGGAUUGGUAUGGGAAAACAAUUCAUGCAUAUUGAAGUAUUUAGAGAGAGUAUUGAACGAUGUUCAGAAACUCUAGAGCCUUAUGGAAUUGAUUUAUUGAAAUUGAUUAUGGAAGAAUCAAAAGUAAUAAUGGACGACUCUCACAUAAGUACUUGUGGUGUUAUAGCAAUUCAAAUAGCAUUAACGAAUUUAUUAUCUUCUCUGGGAAUCAAGCCGGAUUAUUUUGCCGGACAUUCAGUGGGCGAAAUAGCGUGUGGAUAUGCGAACGGAGACCUAAGUAUAGAACAAACAAUCUCAUUGGCGUAUGGCAGAGGAUAUGCAAUUAAACAAGCUACUUGUCCUGAGGGGCAAAUGGCCGCUGUUGGUCUAUCAAAAGAAGAUUUAGAAUCGAUAAUCCCUGACGAUAUUUAUAUGGCCUGUUUUAAUAGUGAAGAUAGCACUACAAUUUCUGGACCAAAGAAUUCGACAAGAAUGUUUGUACAGAAAUUAACGGAAAAGGGUAUAUUCGCUAGAUUAGUUAAUAGUGGAAAUAUAGCUUUCCAUACUCCAUAUUUGAAUAAUGCUGAUAAAUACUAUUUAGAUUUUGUAAAUACAAUAAUAAAGGAUCCAAAGCCCAGAUCAGAAUGUUGGAUUUCAACUUCAGUACCACCUGAGAAAAAAGGCGAACAUUGGACAAAAUAUAACUGUGCUGAGUAUUACGCUAGUAACUUCAGAAAUCAAGUGUUCUUCAAAGAUAUUUUCAAGCAAAUCCAUAAAAAUGCUAUUAUUGUUGAAAUUGGACCACACGCGUUGUUGCAAGCUAUAUUACGUCGUGCCAAAUCACCUGAAAGUACCUUGAUAGGCUUGGUAAACAAAACUAGCAAGGACCAAGAGGAAUAUUUACUCUCAUCUAUUGGAAAAAUAUUCAAUGCAGGAGCGCAACCAAAUUUGAGAAAUCUCUACAAUGAAAUCCAAUUUCCUGUGAGAAGAGGAACGAAAAUGUUAGCACCUCUGAUAAGAUGGAAUCAUAGUGCUUCGUAUUACGUACCACUAUUUGAAAACAAACGAAACGCCGGAAAAAAUAUAGUGAUUAGUUUAUCAGACGCGAAAUAUGCUUAUUUAUAUGGACACAAUAUUGAUGGUAGAAUUUUAAUGCCUGCCACUGGUUAUUUGGAGCUUGUGUGGUCCGUAUUUUCAGAAAUCAAUUUGAAGAAACAUACAAAAAUGCCUGUUAUUUUUGAAAACGUAGGAUUUGUGAGAGCAGUCGUUUUAUCAGAAAACGCAAAUGCUGAAUUCGCAGUGAAUAUAAUGAAGUCGGGAAAUUUCGAGGUGACCGAGAAAGGUUCCGUGGUAGCAACAGGAAAAAUCCGGGAAGCAGAGGAUAUAGAUGAUAAAUUCACACCACAGGAUAUAUUUGCAAAAUCGAAAGAUAAGAUAAAUACCAAUGAUGAUUAUCCAAACAAGUUGAAGCACGACGAUAUCUAUAAAGAACUAUUUUUGAGGAGGUAUUGUUACGAGGGAUUAUUCCGGGGCAUAUAUGAAUGCAAUUUCGACGGUUCGUAUGCCAAACUACAAUGGAAUAACAACUUUACUGCUUUUAUGGACUGCAUGGUGCAAUUGAUGUUGAUAGAAAGAAAAAACAGAGAUCUUGUGGUACCCACUAGUAUAAAGAAAAUAAUAAUCAAUCCUACGGCUCAAACACAAUAUCCGAAAGACACAAAUAUGGAAGUAUUUAGAAAUGCUUGUCAAAACAUAAUAAAAACUAAAGGCAUUGAGUUGUAUUGCCCUCAAGUGACUGUUAUACCUCGCCGUAAGAAAAUCCAAAGUAAUCCAUAUUUGGAAAGUUACGAGUUUGUACCAUAUAACUCUCUUUUGAAUACGGAAUAUAAUUAUAGCCAAUCAUUGCAUAUAGCAUUAAGCAUAAUAUUGCAAAAUGUGAAUGGAAUAGUGAAAACGAUAAGCAUUGCGGAAAUUGAAGUUGAUGAUAUAACAACGGAUAAAACUGUAAUUGAACAAAUCAAAAACUUUUAUAGUGGUAAAAUAUUAGUCGUUACAAAAUUUUCAAAAUUAAAACCACCUUUCAAUAAUGAAUUUGAUAUAUUGGUUGUUAAUGACAUAUUACUUAAGACAUAUCGAGAAGAAAUCAAAUCAGUAUUGAAUAAGGAAAUUUUUAUAGUAUGCACCGGUAAUUUGAUAAGCGAAAAUCUUAACGAUUACGAAAUAGUUUUCCAAACUGCUAGUUUGACAUUGCUCCGUUUAAAGAGCUCUAACAUGAAAUAUGCGGAUGCAAUUGAAGUAAAAAAUCACGAGUUAAAAUGGGUAGAUAAAUUACGAGAAAUUUGCAGAAAUGAACCUAAAGAAACAGUAGUAGUAUACAGUCAGAAUGAAGUAACCAGCGGAAUUCUUGGACUAGUUAUAAACUUGCAAGUUGAGACAAGAACGCCGUUCAAAGCAUUCAUGAUAGACCAAGACAAGCCGAAAUUUUCACUCACGGAGAAGUAUUACCAAAAUCAGCUAUCUAAAAACUUAUGCUUGAACGUUUUGCGUGAUAAUGUCUGGGGUACGUUUGUCACUUUUCCUUUUGAAGAUAAAAGACCUGUAUCAACCUUAGUAGACAAUGCUCUGAUUUCUAUCCAUAUACCUGGUGAUAUUAGUUCACUUAAUUGGACCGAAGCACCAUCUAUAGAACGAACAUUGAAAGCUGAUGAAAUAGUAAACACUAACUAUUUAGCAUUGAACUUCAACGAUGUUAUGAAGGCUAUGGGAAAGAUGAAUAUUGGUGAAACCAACGAAAUGCUUCUAGGGUGUGAAUAUUCAGGAGUGACAGAAUUCGGCAAGAAAGUUAUGGGUAUUAUCGAAGAACCUGUUAGAUUACGAAUUCGUAGCGAUCCUUAUUUCACAUGGGAAGUUCCAAAAGCAUGGAGUUUGGCGGAAGCUGCAACUGUACCAGUUGCUUACAUCAAGAGUUACUAUGGACUCAUUGUGAAAGCUGGUAUGGAAAGAAAUGAAUCCAUUCUUAUCCAUUCUGGUUCCAGACCAAUGGGUAUUGCAGCUAUUCGUUUGGCGUUAGGUUUAAAUGCGACUGUUUUCACUACCGUCAGCACGGAAGAGAAGAAACAAUUUUUACUUAAGCUUUUCCCUCAACUGAACCACUCUCACAUUGGCAGUUCGAAUGAUGGGACUUUUUACAACAUGAUCAAAUCAGAAACAAGGGGUCGAGGAGUGGACAUAAUUUUGAACACUUUAACCGGGGAACUCUUCCAAACAACUCUGAAUUGUUUAGCAAAAGAAGGUAGAUUCGUAGAAACCAAUAAAAUGAAUCUAAAUAACGAGAAUGAUUAUUCCAAUAUAAUCAUUAAUACUACAAGUUUCAUUGGACUGAAUAUGUAUGAACUACACGAGAAUAUGACAAUGAAAAUGAAAAUUCACAAGCUACUUAAUGAAGGUAUAGUGUCUGGCGUUGUGCAACCAAUCCCGCACACAGUUUAUGAAUCAGAUGACCUCCAAACAGCCUUCAAUAAAUUUCCGACAACCAUUGGAAAAGUAUUAAUCCAAAUUAAAAAAGAUGUCUUCCAACCUCUCAAAAUUCCAAUCCAACGUAGAUUAUUCCUCAAUUGCGACAAAGUUUAUAUAAUUAUUGGAGGAUUAGGUGGAAUGGGACUUGAAUUAGCUCACUGGUUAUUCAGUAGAGGUGCACAUAAAAUAAUUUUGAAUGGUAGGCGAGGAGUAUGGAACGGGUAUCAAGCAUAUUGUUUGAAUAAUUGGUCUCAACUGGGAUAUAAAGCAAUCGUUGAUUUAAAUGAUUCUACAACGAUGGUUGGAACUGAAAAAUUGAUAGACAAUGCUAAAAAGUAUGGACCAGUUGGUGGUAUUUUUCAUUCGGCUGCUACUCUCCGAGAUGCACCAAUAACAGAACAAACACAACAAAACUUUGAAGAAGUAUUUAAACCAAAAAUUGUUUCCUGUGAAAAUUUGGAUCAAGUUACUAGAAAAAAGUGCCCUGAAUUAGACUUUUACGUAGUGUUCUCCUCGCAAGUAUCAACGAGAGGACUUCUAGGUCAAGCAAACUAUGCUUUUGCUAAUUCAUCUUUGGAAAAAAUCUGCGAGAAACGCAGGAUGGACAAUUUACCGAGUUUGGCAAUGCAAUGGGGACCGAUUGCAGAUGUUGGAAUAAUCGCUGAUAAAUUCCACAGCAUGACUAUUUACAACUUGGAAAAUCAGAGAAUUGAGUCCUGUUGGGAAACGCUUGAGACGUUCAUGCUUAACAAGGAUGUAGUUGUUGGUGUUCCUACAGUAUUCUCAACGACGGCUCAAUCAGAUAAGAAAAAAGGAAGCAGUCCAGUAGAGACCGUCGCUCACGUUUUGGGUAUAAAAAGUGCAGUAAAAGACAUCGACCAAAACAAAACUUUAGCUCAGUUCGGGAUUGAUUCCUUGAUGUCGGCAGAAGUUAAGCAAAUUAUUUUCCAGAAUUUCAAAGUAGAUAUGCUCACAGAAGACAUAGCAAAACUAACUUUUGCUGAUUUGAAUAAUCUCAUGAGUCGAGCAUAAGGUAUUUACUCCCAGGGAUAUACUUGAUUGGAUGAUGUUAUUUGAUGUAGUGCAUUGUAUGUUAUAUAUUGGAAUAUAUAGUGGUUACUAUGUGGA